This is a messenger RNA of Drosophila takahashii, 2048 nucleotides long. RefSeq names its product Na[+]-dependent inorganic phosphate cotransporter (gene NaPi-T). NCBI's taxonomy places the organism in Eukaryota, Metazoa, Arthropoda, Insecta, Diptera, Drosophilidae. Gene Ontology annotation, biological process: phosphate ion transmembrane transport; monoatomic anion transport. The record is from RefSeq and is a predicted model, not a curated record. Gene Ontology annotation, cellular component: membrane.
GAUCAGCGAUCACGAGCCGAGCUGUGCAGCAUAGUCCAUAGCCAGAUCGGCGGCGCUUAUCAGUAGCGUGCGGCGGGGAUAAAGAGAUACAGAUACUGGGUCUGGCAUUCUAUUUCGGCAGCGGUCCGCAGCAGUUGAUCUUCCGCCAUCGAAUCGCAAGGAUUGCAGUUCCUGCGAAUGCAGAGUCCGAAAUUCAAGUGAACCAACCAGCCAGUUCCAUUCACCAUGGCUCAAGUCGAGGCGCGCACUGUGCUGUGGUACAUGACAUUUAUGGGCUUCAUCGUCAACUACAUGAUCCGGAUCAAUCUGAACAUCACGAUUGUGGACAUGAUUGCCGGCAAGGGUGGUCCGGUUGCCUCGAACGUAACCCUCGGGAACUCUACGGAAUUGACUGCCCUUCCGGAUGAACGGUUUUCGUUGGAGCGUUGGUUUUUGGACUGGGCGAAUAUUCCGUACGAACGGAAUGGAUUUUACUGGAACGAGAAGCAGCAGGGCGCUCUGUUGGGAUCCUUUUUCUGGGCCCAUUGGACUCUGCAGAUCCCCGGCGGCAUCUUGGCCACUAAAUAUGGCACCAAACUGGUCUUCGGUUGGUCCAAUGGCAUUGGUGUUUUCUGCUGUUUCCUCAUACCCAUUGUAUCGUACUGGAGCUACACGGGGUUGAUUAUCCUUCGAGUUUUCCAGGGCUGGAUAACUGGUUUGGCCUGGCCCUCGAUGCACGUGCUCACUGCCAAAUGGAUUCCGCCCAACGAGCGCAGCAAGUUUGUGAGUGCCUAUUUGGGCAGCUCAGUGGGCGUGGCUCUGUUCUAUCCGAUCUUCGGCUAUAUCAUCGACUGGACCAGGUGGGAAUGGGUCUACUAUAUCUGCGGAAUUGUUGGAACUCUGUGGUUCAUUGCCUGGCAGUUCCUGGUCUUCGAUAGUCCUGCCCAGCAUCCCCGCAUCGCCGACUCGGAGAGAAAGUACAUUGAAAAGUCCUUGGGCGCCUCUGUUCAAGGAACGAAGGGUCCAACUCCCUGGAAGGCGAUAGCCACCUCCCGUCCGGUUUGGCUGAACGUGGUGGCCCAAUGGGGCGGCAUCUGGGGCCUGUUCACUUUGAUGACCCAUGCGCCGACCUACUUCCGACUGAUUCACCACUGGAACAUCCGAGCUACGGGCUUCCUCUCGGGACUUCCUCAUCUCAUGAGGAUGCUCUUUGCUUACGUCUUCUCCAUGUUGGCUGAUUAUCUUCUGCGAACAGAUCGCCUGAGUCGCACCAAUGUCCGCAAAUUGGCCACAUUCAUUUGCUGUGGCGUCAAGGGUUUCGUGGUCUUGGCUCUCGCUUACUUCGGUUACAACGCGACGGCUGCCAUUCUGUUGGUUACAAUAGCCACCAUGUUCCAUGGCGCCGUGUCCUCCGGUCCGUUGGCCUCCAUGGUGGAUCUGUCCCCCAAUUAUGCUGGCAUCGUCCUGGGUGUGAGUGGAAUGAUUGGAGGAAUGCCGGGCUUCAUAUCGCCCUUCAUUGUGGGACAGCUCACCCAUAAUAAUCAAACAAUUGAGGCCUGGAAGAAUGUGUUCCUGCUCAGUUCGUUGAUGCUAACAGGCAGUGGCAUCUUGUACGUACUCUUCUCGGAAUCCACAUUGCAGCCAUGGAAUAAUAAUAGCUGCCACUCAUUGCCUGAGCCUGGGCUAAAGGAACUCCAAAACCUGGGAAUCGAUAGGGAAGAUGAGGAGGAAAAGAAGCCCCUUAGAGCGGACCAUGAUGAGGAAUCCCAUAACGUGGCUGAAACGGAGACCAAAACAAAAUCUGUCGGCGAUGAGAAGUGAGCAGUGGCGUCACUCCAUUUUAUUGGCAUAAUACCGUGUUGCUUAUGGCACCUAGCCGAACAACGUCUGAUACGGCUUAUCGCCAUUCUGUGUAAAUAGUUACCCGCGGAUCCACAGAGUUUAGCAUCUCCAGCCUCUAGAUUUAAGCAAGUUGUUUACUAUAACAUAGGAUUAGGUCUCUUUUCUCCCCUGAGAUUCUGUUUGUCCAGUGUGUGCUUUUAGUCAAAUAAUAAAACAAAUUCAAAUGA